Molecule: messenger RNA, 898 nt
Organism: Scomber japonicus (chub mackerel)
Lineage: Eukaryota; Metazoa; Chordata; Actinopteri; Scombriformes; Scombridae
Gene: timm8a
Product: translocase of inner mitochondrial membrane 8 homolog A (yeast)
Exons: 2
Coding region: 93-362 (89 amino acids)
Source: RefSeq, a predicted model, not a curated record
UGUCCAUAUAUACACGUGAAGGUCAGCAAUUGAGCCGUAAGAAAUUCAUAAUAAAGAGAAAUACUGCAGCUGCGGUUCGUUUUUAUCCAAACAUGGACGGCCAGGGAGCGACAGCGGACCCUCAGCUUCAGCACUUCAUCGAGAUCGAGUCUCAAAAGCAGCGAUUUCAGCAGCUGGUGCAUCAAAUGACGGAGGUCUGCUGGGAGAAGUGCAUGGACAAACCAGGGCCGAAGCUGGACUCAAGGACAGAAAUAUGCUUCGUUAACUGUGUGGAGCGAUUUAUUGACACCAGCCAAUUUAUCCUCAACAGGCUAGAACAGACUCAGAGGAGUAGGGGGUCACUCUCUGAGAUGUCAGAAUAAAAACUCGACCUUGAAAAGAUGACAACAGAUGUGCAAGGCCUUUCAGCCGAAACGAGACCGUUUUGGUCCCAACACAGCUGUCUGUAUGUUGCAGAACUGUCCAUUCAUCUGGAAAAAGGAACAACAGAAAAUGUUACUUUUGAUACAAGUGCCUCAGAUUAACACCAUGAAUCUUGCCCCUGCGACUCAUGCAGAAAUGUUGGGUAAUUUGUCCUCCAUGUGGUUGGUAUGUUGCUGGCAGUGACUAGAUGUCAGUGUUGUUUUUUUUGUCAUGACAUGGCAUUCAGUAAGUCAUGAAUGCUGUUAAAUACAGUUGGAUCAUGUUUAUUAUCAGCAACUAGUGACUUAAGUGCGGGAGGCUGCAGCAAGAUGCACACAACUGGGACAUUCAGCUUACCAGCUGGUUUCAUCAACCAUAGGGAGUUCACCACACUUGUUGCAAGUUAAGAAAACAAACCUCAUCUUGACUGAAGAAGUGUGAUCAACUGCUCAAAGAUUUUGGACUGUACAUAUGCAAUAAACACUAUGCCAAAUAA